AAUCUACUCCUUUGCCACAAUGAUAAUUGCCUCUUUAAACCCUAGAAGUGAAUAAGACGGCUUGCUGAUGAGACUCAAUUGGCCGCUAUAGCUUCGAUCAAAAAGCAGUUUCGCCGACAAGGCUCGCUGACACGCACCAUGACUGGCAAUGGCUCCGUCCAGCCCAACGAGCAGUCGCCGUUGCUGCAUUCGCACUCCCACCAUGAUGGCUCGCACUCGUCAGAGUCGCCGUACCUCUCAGACUCGCGUUUCUGGGUCAGGCUGCCUUACCAAACCGUCCAUUUGACCUGGGCUACCCUGGCGAGCAACUACGUUCAUAUCCUUUUGGUAUUCGUGCCGCUGGGUAUUGUAUCCGGAGUCUUGGAAUGGGGCGCCGCUACAGUCUUCGUUCUGAAUUUCCUCGCUAUUAUGCCGUUGGCUUCACUGCUCAGCUUUGCUACGGAAGAGUUAUCAGCUACCAUGGGCCAGACCUUGGGUGGUCUAAUGAAUGCGACUUUCGGAAAUGCGGUGGAACUUAUUGUGAGCAUUAUUGCCUUGAAAGACAACCAGAUCCGUGUUGUCCAAGCAAGCAUGCUGGGUAGUAUUCUUUCAAAUAUUCUGUUAGUGCUAGGUUGCUGUUUCCUAGUCGGCGGCCUAAGAUACUCCGAGCAGUCGUUCAAUUCAACAGUUGCUUCGACCAUGUCUUCACUGCUGGCCGUCGCAUCAGCAUCGCUGAUCAUCCCCGCAUCACUCUUUGCUGCCAUGUCGGGUUCCUACGAGACCAACCCUGAUGAGACUCGGAAGAACAUUCUUUUACUCUCACAUGGCACCGCCAUCAUCCUCCUACUCCUCUAUGUAAUGUAUCUAUACUUCCAGCUAAAAUCCCACUCCCAUCUUUUCGAGGAAGGCGCCGAAGGGGACGACAAUAUCGAGAACCAAGCAGUUGUAGCUGAGGAGGAACAUCACAUUCUCGGCCCAUUUGCCGCUGGAGUCGCAUUAGUUGUCGUUACGAUUCUGGUCGCUAUCUGUGCCGAAUACCUUGUCGGCAGCAUCGAGGGCAUUGUAGAGAAAACUGGCAUGAGCAAGACCUUCAUCGGUCUUGUGCUCAUUCCGAUCGUUGGCAAUGCUGCUGAGCAUGUGACCGCUGUUGUCGUGGCUUACAAGAACAAGAUGGAUCUUGCUAUUGGCGUUGCAAUCGGAAGCAGCUUGCAGAUUGCACUAUUCGUAACGCCCUUCCUCGUUAUUCUCGGCUGGAUUAUGGGUGUGGAAAUGACGUUGCAUUUCCAUGUCUUUGAAACGGUUUCGUUCUUUAUAUCAGCCCUCGUCGUUAUUCUCCUCAUUCAGGACGGUAAAUCGAAUUACUUGGAGGGUGGAUUAUGCUUGGGAUUGUACUUCAUCCUUGCCAUUGCCUUUUACGUAUAUCCAGACAACACGUCUACUUAACGGAAACAUGUCGUCUUCAAUUCGCACUGUCACUGACUUUGUGUUUUCAAUCGCAUCGCUCGGAAUGAUUUACUACACUGUCGAUGUAAAUUCCCCACCCAUUGACAUAACUAUUUGAGGAGGGUUGUAUUAAGCCUUCUACAACUUGGCUUGAACUUAAAUGUCGACACAGCUAGGCCAUUAUCAUAUGUGACGCCUGGUGCAUCUCCGCUGUCAAAAUAUUCAAAAUAUCGCUUGUGUAAAGUUAUCGAAUGAAAUAAAAUCAUGUGAUUUAAAGCUUCUU
Talaromyces proteolyticus is the source of this 1705-nucleotide messenger RNA. RefSeq names its product putative calcium ion transporter Vcx1. The record is from RefSeq and is a predicted model, not a curated record. Gene Ontology annotation, molecular function: calcium:proton antiporter activity. NCBI's taxonomy places the organism in Eukaryota, Fungi, Ascomycota, Eurotiomycetes, Eurotiales, Trichocomaceae. Bases 139 to 1422 code for a protein of 427 amino acids. The transcript is spliced from 4 exons. Gene Ontology annotation, cellular component: fungal-type vacuole membrane. Gene Ontology annotation, biological process: calcium ion transmembrane transport; intracellular calcium ion homeostasis.